CGCUCGCCCCCUCUCGCCCCCGCUGGGUCCCGCUCGCCCCCUCUCGCCCCCGCUCGCCCCCGCCCCGUUUCCAGGGACGCCGCGCGCCCGCCGCUCCCGCCGCCCAUUGGCCGUUGCGUGGCAACCGGCUCCGCCCGCUCCCGCCGUCGCGCGUCCCUGACGUCAUCUCGCGGCGCCGCAGCCCGCCGCGCCAUGGCGGAGGUGAAGGUGAAGCCGGAGGCGCCCGACCCCAUGGACAUCGAGAGCAGGAUCAUUGAGCUGUGCCAGCAGUUCCCCCACGGCAUCACGGACCAGGUGAUCCAGAACGACAUGCCUCACAUGGAAGCUCAGCAGAGGGCCGUGGCCAUCAACAGGCUGCUCUCCAUGGGGCAGCUGGACCUUCUGAGGAGCAGUGCAGGUCUCCUGUACAGAAUCAAAGAUUCCCAAAAUGCAAGUAAAAUGAAAGGUUCUGACAAUCAAGAGAAGCUGGUUUACCAAAUCAUAGAGGAUGCAGGCAACAAAGGUAUUUGGAGCAGGGACAUUAGGUACAAAAGCAAUCUGCCUUUAACAGAGAUCAACAAGAUACUGAAAAACUUGGAAAGCAAGAAACUAAUUAAAGCAGUUAAAUCUGUGGCAGCAUCCAAGAAGAAGGUCUACAUGCUGUACAACCUGCAGCCCGACCGCUCCGUCACCGGAGGGGCCUGGUACAGUGACCAGGACUUCGAGUCUGAGUUUGUGGAGGUGUUAAACCAACAGUGUUUUAAGUUUCUGCAGAGUAAGGCAGAGGCAGCUCGAGACAGCAAACAGAACCCCAUGAUACAGAGGAACAGCUCGUUUGCCUCAUCCCACGAGGUGUGGAAAUACAUCUGUGAACUGGGCAUCAGUAAGGUAGAGUUAUCAAUGGAAGACAUUGAGACCAUCUUGAAUACUCUGAUCUAUGAUGGCAAAGUGGAGAUGACCAUUAUUGCUGCCAAGGAGGGGACAGUGGGCAGCGUGGAUGGGCAGAUGAGGCUGUACAGAGCCGUUAGUCCUCUCAUCCAGCCCACUGGGUUGGUCAGGACACCCUGUGGACUCUGCCCUGUUUUUGAUGACUGUCAUGAAGGUGGUGAGAUUUCUCCAUCAAACUGUAUUUAUAUGACAGAGUGGUUGGAGUUUUAAAGUCAAAGAAAACUGGAUUCAUCCUUCACAGCCAAAGUGACAAAGCAGCUUGCUUUUUUUAAAAGCGGACUUCUAAAUUUGUAAGCAACUUCAGGACAUGGAGUGACAAACCAGCCAUGAUCAGUUGUGUGAGCUAUCCUGGGAGUGGACUGGAAGUGGAGUCAGUGCUGAAGAUCAAGGCUGAAGUGGAAAUGUAGAUCCAUUCUUCAACCAAAAUUGGAGAUGGCAACUAAGGUGGUUAACAAAACAGAUUUCUAAGCAACAGUUCAAAAUAAAGUUCAAACGAGGUUGAGACAUUUUAGUCUUAACAUUUAUCAGUCCCUCACAGCUGAUCAGAAAAACUUGCAACAAGUGGUACCAAGAAUGAGAUCCCAAAUUUUGCUUUCAGAUUAAUGCUACUGAUGGAUGCUUAAGUUCUAAAGCUGACACUUUUCUCCCACGAUAGCUUCCAUCUAACUGAAGAAUAUGAUUCUGAUGUGGGAAAGAUUCUGAAUAUGUCAGACAGACACUGAACAAGUCAAACACUUACUGGUUCUUUAUUAUCUUUCUUACCUGCGUAUUUAUCAUUAAAACCCUGAUUUUUCUUACGUA
This is a messenger RNA of Vidua chalybeata, 1728 nucleotides long. It is a transcript of the gene POLR3F, whose product is annotated as RNA polymerase III subunit F. The transcript is spliced from 9 exons. Gene Ontology annotation, cellular component: RNA polymerase III complex. The coding region runs from base 193 to 1137 and encodes 314 amino acids. NCBI's taxonomy places the organism in Eukaryota, Metazoa, Chordata, Aves, Passeriformes, Viduidae. The record is from RefSeq and is a predicted model, not a curated record. Gene Ontology annotation, biological process: transcription by RNA polymerase III.